GCAUGAUGAUCUCCUCACUAGCAACUGAUCUCUCUCCCUCAUUUCCUCUGUUUCCACUGCUCUAAUCCCUCUCUCUCUCUCUCUCUUCCCCCUUCCUCCCUCUUUCCCCUGCUCUCUUUCUUUAAAAAGCUUCCCCUUCAGCUUACUGAGAUGGCCACAGUUGAGGUUGCUGCAGCUACUGCACCAUUGGCCGAGAAUGAGGCCCAGGCUGCUGAGAUGGUAGAGACCAAGGAGCCAGCAGCAGCUGAAGAGGUGGCUGCACCAGCAGCUCCGACAGCUGAGCCUGAGGCAGCUGCCAAAGAGCCCAAGGAAGAAGCCACCACCGAGGCCCCCAUAGCCAAGGCUGCUGAGCCUGAGGCCACCCCAGCAGAAACAGAAGCCGAAGCCCCAGCAGAGGUCAAGACCAAGGAAGUCGUAGUGGAGACUAAGGUUGACACUGAGGAGGCGGCUUCAAAGGAAGAGGCGCAAGAGGAAGUGAAGACAGAGAAAGCUGCUCCGGCUGAGGAAGCCAAGGAAGAGGCUGUUGAGAGUACACCAGCAGCAGCAGAGGAGGCGGUUCCAGCCGAGGAUGACAAGAAGCCAGUUGCCGAGGAGAAGCCAGAGGUGGCCGCAGCCCCACAAGUCGCUGCAGAGAAAGCCGAGGAGUAGAGAGAGCAUGCAUUACUUACAUGAUCAUCUUGGGGAGGGGAGAGAAGAACAGAGUUAGACUGCUUGAACAAAUGCAUGUUUGGUAUGAUGUUCUUAAUUUAGUGAUUUCGGAGAGGUUGAGGUUUUGCUAUGGUGGUAUGGUGUGUUUAUUUAUGAGUAUGUUACCUGAUCAUAUUUUAGACAUUAUAUGAUAUGAUAUGAUCAAUAAAAAACUACAUCUCCUUUGUUCUUU
Messenger RNA from Punica granatum (pomegranate), 880 nucleotides. Lineage: Eukaryota; Viridiplantae; Streptophyta; Magnoliopsida; Myrtales; Lythraceae. The record is from RefSeq and is a predicted model, not a curated record.